AUGAUGGCCAAUGAAAAGGUGGACCUUCGCGAUCGCAUGCACAGAACCUCUGAUGUCGACCACAUCAAAAACUGCGACGGCAAAUUCCACCACAAGACCGAUGACCGUUUUAUCAGUGACAAGCCAGUGGACGGAGUAGCCGAAAAUGGGAUGUAUAUCAUGGGACAUGUUGUCGGGCUAUUCCAGUUGAUCGUUGAUGGAGUUCUUGUCGGCUGGAAACGAAUCACCGGUCAAGCCAACGAAGUGACGGACGCGAAUACGGCCGACGUUCGUGUUAAUGCCGGGACUGAGAAGACGAUCACAGAGCAGUGGAAGGCAUACGUCGGGCCAGCUGUUCUGGUCGCUAUGAUUUUGCUAUUGAUCUCGUUGCUUGCAUAUACGUGGCGUCAG
Molecule: messenger RNA, 390 nt
Organism: Mesorhabditis spiculigera
Lineage: Eukaryota; Metazoa; Nematoda; Chromadorea; Rhabditida; Rhabditidae
Source: the annotation of a GenBank genome assembly